Molecule: messenger RNA, 1659 nt
Organism: Aspergillus ibericus CBS 121593
Lineage: Eukaryota; Fungi; Ascomycota; Eurotiomycetes; Eurotiales; Aspergillaceae
Exons: 1
Coding region: 1-1659 (552 amino acids)
Source: RefSeq, a predicted model, not a curated record
AUGGAGAACGCCGCUCCUAGUGAUGAAGAACGCAGAACUGUGCACGAAAAAGGCUUUCGUAUCUGGCAAAGUCUCUACCUGCGUGCUAUAAAGGAACCUGGCUUUCCCCAAACCUGUCUCCAGAUCCAGCCAGCACUCCACCACCAGCUUUACUUUCCAGAUGACUUGGAUCUCAAGCUCACCUAUGACUAUAUCUCUGUUUCUGGAACAUCGACCUGGAGAGGAUCAUCGGAGCACUGCAACAUCCCUCCACUGGAACGGCAUCUUCAAAUUCCUGUCUCGAUUAACUAUCUCACUCCUCUGAAUGUGUCUGCAGACCUAGACCCAAGCCACCAGCAAUGGUUCAAUGCGGAGGAAGACCACCUCUCGGUAUUGAUAUUUGCAUGGAGUUAUAUCCUUUCAGCACGCUGGGCUCAACUCAUGCCCGAAGCAAUACUCGCAUAUACAGACAGCAAGGCAUGCAGCAGCGAGCAGCACGGAGAACAGGAUCCGGCUUUGGCGGGCGUAGGGGUUGUUAAUAAUGAUGCAGCAAGAUGGUGGGCUGCUAUUUUAGCUCCAGGAGAGGGCUGGGAAGCAUAUAUUGCGAUUGGGAAAGACAGAUUUCGAUCCCCUUGGUCAAUCACGCUUCCAGCAAACUCGAAGUUUAGUCUUAUCUCUCACAACAACGACUGUUUGCUGUCAGACACCGCUGUAUCAACUGCAACUGCUUUCCGCUUUCUAUCUGAUUACUGCGCUCUGCAUGACAUUGUAGAUCAGGGCUAUGCAGCAUUAUCGGCCGUCUUAUUUCUUCCACUCUUGCGUGACAGUGGAAAAAAUAUCGUUCUGCCAAGACCAAUAUUUCUCCAUGAACUGAAACGUAAAGUGGGGGCAUCCGAAUGCAAAGUGCAACUUGAUCUUUCUUGGGUACAGGAGGCCCAUUAUCUGGACAAACUCCUCACCUUGAGCUGCAAUACAAGCGGAAUCCGUUCCCUGCUGUUCAGCGUCUUCUACGAGCCUGGCAUAGCUUGCAAUGUUGUCAGCCCAUGGCUGCAAUCCAUAUUCGCUGUGAUAAACUCUGUUGAAGACAAGCGCAUUCUUACGCAUAUGCUGAUGAAUCGAGUUCCGCAUCUUGCCUUCUUCUGGCUUAGAGGAGCAAUCCUGGACAUCCAGAAGGAAGUCUUACAACAUGGGCAAUUCGGACUAAUCCCGACUGAGCUACAUGCUGCGGUGUGGUCUGGGACCAUGCAAUCGUUCCUGCAAGAGCCUGUCCAUCCAGCCGCAAAUAACUCUAUUCAGCGCUCCGACGAAUGUCGCAUUCUCUAUCUUACCCAAGAGGAACAUCACCCUAGAUGGCCCAUAUUGCCGUGGAGGCCGUUUGGGGCCACCGCUCUAAAAGACACGGAAAUUGACGUCCGCCUGCAUGCGAAUUGUACCGGGCAAGGCCUUCUGUAUGCAGGUUGGAAGUGGAUGUGCCGAAAUGGUAGGGUGGUACAUCAGUCGUUCGAGGCCGCUCUUGCACCAACAUUGCCACUGGCGGAGCCAGAGCUGCCUAACGUCACAAUCAGUUAUGAAGCUCUCGAUCAUGGGGAGGAGUCAGCAUCACAAAAUGCAACCCGAAGUAUCUUCGGCUGGCUGCGAGUCGACGGGUAUCCUCCAGACGAGAAGAGGAUACAUGAGUGA